AUGUAUAGCUCAAGUCGCGAUGAAACAUUUUUGGCUGGUAAUGUGGACAAGCACACACAUAUCUACAUGACUGAGCAUGUCACAUUUGGGCAAGCUCAAUCUAGUCUGUUUUGCGGUCAUUCACAAACGCAUGUUUUCCAACGAGAUGAUGGAGCGAUAACAACUAAAAUGCAAUUCACCAGUGCCUUCAUUGUAGCAGCAUCAAUCAUUGCAACAGUACAUGCUGCUGUGAUUCCAAUGCCAAGCCAUCCAGCCUUACAAAAAAGAUCGGCGGAUAUGAUAGCAGCACCUUUGGCUGAAAAUUUAAUCCAACGACGAUCAGCUCACUUUGAAUCUAAUCUACCAAGUCUUGAACGCCGAUCUCCUGAUGAUGAUCCAACGUUUGGUUCGAGAACAAUUGACAACUGGCCCAUGUGGAGUUCAAGUUUUGGUAAUGGUGGUUUCAACCAUGGCUUUGGCAGUGGUGGUUUUGGUGGUGGUGGUUUUGCCAACUAA
Batrachochytrium dendrobatidis JAM81 is the source of this 495-nucleotide messenger RNA. RefSeq lists its product as uncharacterized. The coding region runs from base 1 to 495 and encodes 164 amino acids. The record is from RefSeq and is a predicted model, not a curated record. Lineage: Eukaryota; Fungi; Chytridiomycota; Chytridiomycetes; Rhizophydiales. The transcript has 2 exons.